Purpureocillium lilacinum is the source of this 531-nucleotide messenger RNA. RefSeq lists its product as uncharacterized. The record is from RefSeq and is a predicted model, not a curated record. NCBI's taxonomy places the organism in Eukaryota, Fungi, Ascomycota, Sordariomycetes, Hypocreales, Ophiocordycipitaceae. Gene Ontology annotation, molecular function: N-acetyltransferase activity.
AUGCGAGAUGUGCCAACUAUCCGCGAAUUCAUCGUGGCUGGAGGCGCCGACCAGGCACCGGGCACGCACGUCCCGGUGACGGAAGCAGGCCUGGCCGCGACGCUGCAUUUUGCCGAUGCCAAGUCGGGGGCCAUUGCCGCGGCGGGCACGACGCAUCGCUUCGCCUGGCCGCUGCUCAUCGUCGCGCCCGAGGGAGACGUCGCCGGCAUGGCCAUCUACUUCUACAACUACACGACGUGGAAGGCGGCGCCGGGGGUCUGCCUGGAGGAGUUCUACGUGGUGCCGCGAUAUCGGCGCCGGGGGUACGGCAAGCUCCUGAUUGAGGCUAUGGCGCGCGAGGCGCGCAAGGCGGGCUGCGUCAAGAUGGAGUGGCUGUGCCUCAAGGACAACGAGCGCGCGCUUGCGUUUUACGACAAGCUGGGCGCGACGAGAAAGGAUGACUGGGUUGCGCUGCGGGUUGACGAGGCGGGCAUUGAGAGGCUGGCAGCGAGUGCGGCUGCGACUGCUGGCGAGGGGUCGCUCAUCAGCUGA